AUGGUCAUGGCCAGCCGGAUACAUUCCAUCAUUGACCGAGAAGUUGCGGCAGAUCAGAUCGUGUCGGCCUUGUACUCGCGGUUGUUGACGCGGACCACCGCUGUGAACCCGGAUGUGCUACGGAAUGCGUCGUAG
This is a messenger RNA of Talaromyces rugulosus, 135 nucleotides long. RefSeq lists its product as uncharacterized. The transcript is spliced from 2 exons. Bases 1 to 135 code for a protein of 44 amino acids. The record is from RefSeq and is a predicted model, not a curated record. Lineage: Eukaryota; Fungi; Ascomycota; Eurotiomycetes; Eurotiales; Trichocomaceae.